CUUUCUUUUUGUAACUUGCAAAUCGCAAUAUAAAUUUUUAAUUUAAAUAAAUUAUAUUUUGUGGUGUUUUAUAAACAUAAGAUAUUUGAGGUUAAUUGGUAAGGUUUUGUAAGUAGAAAGUGUUAGUAAUAAUAAUUAAUUAAAUAAGGAUAUAAUUUUUUUAGAAUAUUCAUUUUAGAGUGAAAAAUAUAAUAGUACAUUGAAAUAGAACUUUAUUCUAUUUUGGUGUUGUACCAUUUUAAAAUAAAAUAUAGAGUAAUACAUUCCAGAUGCUUUAAAGCUUGAUAAAAUUCCAUAACAUAGUAUAAGUCACAUGACUACAUAAUAUAUAUACAUGUGCUACAUCUAAGUAUAGUUGGUCUCGCAAGAAAAUACAAAAUGGGCUGGUUGGACUAACUGAUACAAAAACCAAUCAUGUUUUCUCAGCUUAAACGAAAUGCUUGGAAAAGAACAUAAAAGGCCUAAAGGAAAAUAAUCUCAUAAUCAUGGGCAAAUCUAUAAUACCAGAUCUAUUUUAUAAUAUUUGUAGAGUUUAUAUUAUAUUACCAUAACUCAACAGACUAAAAUCUCUAAUUCCACAAUAUAUCUGACUCAUAAUUUCCAUAUUUUUGUAGGAUUUUUUCCACAUAUUUAGUGAUUAAGAAUGUUCUACAAAUCUAAAUCAAAGAAGCAGUGGAUAUUUAGUUUCGUAACAAAUCGAAUCAUAUCCACUAAAUCUCGCAACUCUUUACUAACGUCAUAUUCAAGAUACGAAAGUAGCGCCACAUAUACAGCGAUAUUUGGGGAGGGGCCGGAGGGCAACAUUGAAACGUUGGACAAAGGGGAACAAAGAGUAAAGACCGUUUUUAUAGCUAAAUCCCCCAUAUAAUCUUUUUUUAUUCUCACAAGUUCACAAAUCAACCACUAACUCGAAAAUUAAGAGUUUUGACCCUCUAUUGGUUACUCAAAAAUUAAUAUGAGAAGUUGAUUAAUACGAUUAUAAUCUAACUAUAUUAAAAGGAGAAUAAGAAACCUUAUUAGCUAUGCCACGUCAGAUCAUAAAAUCAACCAAUCAGAUUUGUCUUUACUCCCAUGUCAUCUGCGGCCGAGUCAAUAAAGAAACCCUACGACUCACUCAUCGGCUUCGUCUUCUCUGUUUCCUCUUCAUCAAAACUCCUUACAGUCUUUUUUGUUGUCUUUCCAUUAGAUCAUGAUUCUCUCUACUGCAAUCAUUUUUUACCGCUUUCCUCUCCAUAGCUUCCAGCUCCGUUGAACACAGACGAUUUCGAGGGCAGGAUGUCGGGAUUUCCCCAUGCCGGUGUGUCCAAGAUCGGCGUUGGAUCCAUCACCUGUUACCGCCAGAUCCGCCGCCUACGGAGUUGUCCUGCGGCCUUAAACGGUCCUCCGGAUCUGCUCAAGUCUCCAAUCGUCGCUUAGGUCCGAGAAUCACAAGCUGUCGCACUCCCAAGACGGCGGGGAAGAAGCUGGACCGACGAGAAACAAACGAGAGAGAACCACCAUCCCUCACCGUAGAUCCGUCGACACCAUCUCACUCCCCGACAAUCAGACGAGCCCAACAAAGUAAACCCUAAUCGUGUUCUGGUGACUAACAUUCUUUCUCCGUCCAGCUACGACCUCUGAACUUUAUCACUGAAUCUGAAACGGUACGAUUUAUGUGUUUUUCGUGUGGUGUUCCUUAUUAAUUCAAUCUCCAUCAAGCAUUGCAUAUACACUUGGUGGAGUGCAGUCCCGCGUUGCAGAAACGUCAGCACCAGAACCUAGAGUGCACAGAUGAAAGUAGUUCGGAGAAGAAAGCUAUAAGUUCACUAGCUGGGACACUUGUGCACUGGCACGCUACUCUUGAAGAGGUGCCAUGAGGAGGUAUGCAUGUUUGUUACAUUUACUUAUUGAGACUCUCUUAUAAGGCUCUUGGCUUAAUAUAGCAAUAGUCAACGUCGUAAGCAAUGAAAAAUAUGAUGAUCUGCAUCGUUCUUCAUUGUAUCUAUUGUUCUCUUUUGCUUGCCUUGGCAGUACCAACAAUAAUCAUAGCUCAUGAGUUCUAUGAUGCUUUUACAGUUCAUCAGUUUCAGGUUUGUGUGGUUUGCAAUAUAGUCUUCUCCUUUUAGUUUAGUAUGUGUAUCUUAAAUGGACUUACUCUGCAAAAUUCUCCACAAGGCUGGUUUGAGAAAAUGGUUGAUGUGGGAGAAGAUUCACAGUUCCGCUUUGUUCUCUCCCCACAGCCUACACCUGCAGCCUUAUAUCUGGUGAAACGUUGCACAUGGGCUACACCUGAGGAAAAGGAGAAGCUGGAUCAUGUCGAGAUCAGCUCGAAGUUAAUGGAUUUGACUCAAGAAAUAGCCAAGAGAAUAGGCUCUGAUGGAGGUGGAGCACUUAUAAUCGAUUAUGGGAAGGAUGGAAUCAUUUCAGACAGUCUACAGGCUAUUAGAGAACACAAGUUUGUCAACAUACUGGAUAAUCCAGGCUCUGCGGAUCUAAGUGCUUAUGUUGAUUUUCCUUCGAUAAAACACUCCGCUGAGGAAGCUUCAGAAAAUGUGACAGUCCAUGGACCUAUGACUCAGUCUCAGUUCUUGGGUUCGCUUGGAAUAAACUUCAGAGUUGAUGCGUUGCUGCAGAACUGCGACGAUGAGCAAGCAGAGUCAUUGAGGUCUGGAUACUGGAGGCUUGUUGGAGAUGGUGAAGCACCUUUCUGGGAAGGACCUGAUGAACAGACACCAAUUGGAAUGGGGGAGAGGUAUCUUACAAUGGCUAUUAUCAACAGAAACCAAGGCACUCCGGCUCCGUUCCAGUAACAGGCUGAAGCUUUCAAACAAGGACACUACACUCCUUUGUUUUUUUCUUUGAACUUGGCUUAUCUUAUGAAUUUUAUUGGUUGACUUUGGGUUUAAAGCUUACGAAAUUAUUUCAAUCCCCAUUUUAUUUUCAGUGUCAUUCAUCUUCAUGUAUGGAUCUCAGUAGCUUGAUUUCUUCUACUAUUUUGUUUGAAAUCUGCACGAUUGUUGAUUCUAAUAGCAUCUGAAUCUCUGUGAUCAAUACAUUUGGCUGCAGAACCGUCACCUCUGCAUACCACCACAAUCGUGGAGAAGUGUACGCACAAGCUUGUGGAUGAUUACAAGCAUAUGCUUUGCCAAGCUACUGAGCCUAUGUCCACCUUCUUAGAGUACAUCAGGUGAGAGUCAUUCUUGAUCAACAGAUUAUGGUGCUUCAGUGUUGUUAUUGCCCUUUUCAGUUUCCAGUAGUAAGUGUAGUAGUUUCGUUCAUAUUUAGCUUUGCUUAAAAUCCUCUCGAUGUGCAUCAUAGUGUGUAAUGUUUGGUACUUUCGUGAAGCUCUUUUUUUUAUAGAGAUUGCAGUAAAAUGGUUUUGUUACAGAAUAUUGAGAGCAAAUAUUUUUAUUAUUUUGUUGUAGCUUAAAUGAUAGCUUUUGUUGAUUUGUUACCUUGCCUUUAGUUUUUUUUUUGUCUGAAUUUUUUUUUCACCCGAAAUUGUAACAACAAGAAAAAUAAGAACAUCAAAAUCAUUUGGUACAACAAAUUUAACAAAACAAACUUACUUUCCAAUACAUUUAACAUAUUAUACAAUAUAUGAAAACAAAGUAUUAAAAUUAUUUAUACGUCUAUAAUUAAUAUGAUUCUAUAUGGAUUAAAACUAUUAUAUAUACAUUUUUUACGUUUAGUGGUUGAAGAAGUGUUUAUAAUGCUUAUGUUUUAGAUAUAUAAUCUAAUUUUCAAACAUAGAGAACAUAGCCAAUUUUAUGUUUUUGAAAAACAUCGUCAAUCUCAUGUUCUUGAAUAAAGAAUUCAAUCAAAGAGACCAUAGCCAAUCUUCACCUACUUCUUCAAUUAUGUGAAAGUCUUAGGUCAGUAACCAAACUUAAUUGUUCGAACCUGUCACUUCGGUAAAACAAAACAUAUUAUUUUUCAAACAGAAACAGUUUAUUUUUUGUUCUACAACCUUUGAUAGCUUCCAUCAAGAUUAUUUGAGUAUUUCAAAUAGGAGCUGGUGUAUAUAUCAAUUGUAAUGAUAUUUAAUUAGCGACAAGUAACUGAAAAUAAGAAAAAAUAUAUUUUUUACAUUUAUACAUUAUAAAAAAAUUAUAUGAUCAUUUAAGUUUAGUUAAAAUAUAUGAAAAAACCCGGGCGUAGCCCGGAAAAAAUCUCUAGUGUUACUAAUGAUUAAACACUGUUUUAACGAUAAGUUAAGUUUUAAAUAACACUGAAGAUUGCUAUAGUAUCGAUCAGAUUAAAAUCUGAGAAAAACAUUUAUCAUGGUGUUAUAGAAUAAUAUAAAACAUAGGGGUGUAAUUGAAAAUCCAGGUAGGUUAAGGAAAACAUUUUAUAAAAAAAAACUUUUUUAAAAAAGACAAUAAUAAGAGCAUAAAGUCGAGACCUUUUGCAGGGUCAGCCUUUGCUCAAUUUUUCUUGGAGAACAAAAAAAAAACUUGAAGCUUUCACAUUUGACGGCUACAGAGGGAGAAAGAUAAAUUUGUUUCCUUUUCUCCUUUUGGUUCAUCUGGGGAGCACGAAGCAAGACGAACGAAGUCAAACUCCACACUAUUUUUGAAGGUGAGACUUUCGCUAGUCUCGUUGAUCUGGCUUCUCUUUUUCAUUUUCCGAUGGAAAUCUUGUUUCUUUCUUAUCAAUAAAAGGCUCAGAUUUGUGGGUUUCUCCUCUUCUCCCAUUUGCGCUGUCAGUUUUAUGAGAGUCACGACAACGACGGUCUUCGGGAUCCAAACAGCUAACAUUUGGUGAUUCAUUCAAAGAGACUUUGAGAAGAAAUCAUUUUAGGCCCAAUUAACUGUGAUAGCCCAACGUUCUUUGAGUCAAGAAAGUAACCCUCAUGCAAAUCGAUUUUUUUCAAUCGUUGAAGUUGUGUUUUAGGUGUGACACGUGGUUUAAAAUGCCCCAUGCAUACUGCUGAUGUAGCACAAGAAGGAGGGAGAAAAAUCUUAUUUAUUAAUAUAGAUUUACGUAUGUAUAAGUAACCUACUAUGUUUUAAUUAAUUGUUUUUAACCUUUUAUAAGGUUGAUCAGUUUAACAACUAAACCAUGUCAAUAUGGUGUG
This is a messenger RNA of Brassica napus (rape), 5059 nucleotides long. Its product is annotated as protein arginine methyltransferase NDUFAF7, mitochondrial-like. The record is from RefSeq and is a predicted model, not a curated record. Gene Ontology annotation, molecular function: protein-arginine omega-N symmetric methyltransferase activity. Bases 2112 to 2789 code for a protein of 225 amino acids. Gene Ontology annotation, biological process: mitochondrial respiratory chain complex I assembly. Gene Ontology annotation, cellular component: mitochondrion. Lineage: Eukaryota; Viridiplantae; Streptophyta; Magnoliopsida; Brassicales; Brassicaceae. The transcript has 4 exons.